Molecule: messenger RNA, 1647 nt
Organism: Drosophila ficusphila
Lineage: Eukaryota; Metazoa; Arthropoda; Insecta; Diptera; Drosophilidae
Product: L-dopachrome tautomerase yellow-f-like
Exons: 4
Coding region: 210-1514 (434 amino acids)
Cellular component (GO): extracellular region
Source: RefSeq, a predicted model, not a curated record
AUUUGUUACAUAGGUAAAUAUCUCAAAACAAAAUCUGAGCAGUAAGUGAGAGUCUUCUUCUCUUUUAAUUUGUUCCUUUUUCACUUUCGAGCUGCAGAGCACGUAGAAAUGAGUUUAAGAAGUUAUUGCGAAUCAGUCUUAAGUUAAAUCUCAACCUGAAGAGGCGAGUAAGCGGAGCUUCAUUCAGGUUCUCGAGCAAAGACAAAGAAAUGUUAUCGCCACGGUUUUUGCUCCUCUUCAUGAUCGCUGGGUUAGAAUUGCUAACCUCUGCAGAUGGAAAUCCCAUGAUUGAGGUCUUCAGAUGGAAGCAGCUGGAUUUUUUCAAUCGCGGGGAUAACUACCAAAACACUUUGCAGUUUCUUUGCUCCUUAAAAGAUCCGCAUGUUCCGAAUUCCCAACCCUGUAUGAACACUCCGGCUUCCCGUGUCAAAACUCUUCCCUUCAUUCAAUACAACAAUGUGCCGCAGGGAGUGACCCAUUUCCGGGGACGACUCUUUGUCACCGUUCCAAGGAGACAGGAGGGCAUUCCCUCCACCUUGAACUACAUUGAUCUGGAGAGGGAUGGCCAAAGCGAGAGUCCCGUUCUCAGGGCCUAUCCAAAUUUUGCCUUGAAUCAGUUCAACGACAGCACUGAAAAUCUAGUCUCCGUUUACAGAACCGCCGUGGAUGCUUGUCAGCGCCUCUGGUUCGUCGACACUGGAAUGCUGGAGUACCCAAAUAACCGCCAACAGAUCCGUCGUCCCAGCAUUUGGGUAGUGGAUUUGGCCACAGAUCGCGUGCUGAAGCGUGUUGAAAUCCCCCAGGACAUUGUGGAGAUCGGUCGCGGAUUGGCCAGCAUAACCGUAGAUGUGAGGGAGGGACGUUGUCGCAAUGCCUACGCUUAUAUUCCGGAUCUGGUCAAUCGGCAAUUACAUGUCUAUCACCUGCGAGACAAUCGAAUUUGGUCCUUCAAGCACAACUUCUUCAACUUCGAUCCGCUCUCAGACGAUCUCAAUAUUGGCGGUCAGAAAUUCCGCUGGGAUGAUGGCAUUUUCUCCACGACAUUGGGACCAUAUCAACCAGAUGGCAGUCGGGAUGUCUUCUUCCAUCCUAUGGCCAGCACAAAUGAGUUUGUGGUUUCCAACCGCGUUUUGCAGCAGGAGUGCAAUGCGGAACGCUCCGAUCAGGGAAACGAUUUCCGGAUGCUGGGAAGCCGUGGGCCAUCAACGCAGUCCACGAUGCACAAAUACGAUCCAGAAACCUGCGUCGUCUUCUUUGCAGAGGUCCAGAAGAACGGAGUGGGGUGCUGGAACACCGAAAAGCCGUUCUCGCCAGAAACUCAUGGCUCUGUGUAUUCCAAUGCUGAGAAGAUGAUUUAUCCCAGCGAUUUGACGAUCGAUGAGGAGGGAACCAUCUGGGUGAUGUCCAACUCCAUGCCCAUAUUUGUCUACUCCAAGCUGGACACGAAUGCGUACAAUUUCCGGAUCUGGAAGCAAAAGGCAAGCUUGGCCAAGAAUGGAACAGUGUGUCAGUGAUUUGUGUGGAAUUGCUUUAAUGAAUGUUCCGCAAGAUCGUUACAUAAGUAAUAAUAUGUAUAUCGAAUUUACUCACUGAAACUUAUAUAUAAAAUAAAUCAAAAAGCAUUUACAAAUGUACCGUUAAAAAUUG